This is a messenger RNA of Eptesicus fuscus (big brown bat), 1488 nucleotides long. RefSeq names its product cytosolic thiouridylase subunit 1 (gene CTU1). Bases 376 to 1440 code for a protein of 354 amino acids. The record is from RefSeq and is a predicted model, not a curated record. Gene Ontology annotation, molecular function: tRNA binding. Lineage: Eukaryota; Metazoa; Chordata; Mammalia; Chiroptera; Vespertilionidae. Gene Ontology annotation, biological process: tRNA wobble position uridine thiolation. Gene Ontology annotation, cellular component: cytosolic tRNA wobble base thiouridylase complex; mitochondrion. The transcript has 3 exons.
AAAAAACCUAUAAUAAUCCCGCAAAAGCGGAUAAUACGGACGCAGUCACUUGGCAAACAGCUCGCCUGCGUCCCAUACUUCUGCGCAGGCGCAGAAAGGAAACAGGGGAAGCGGUAGGCAGAGCCCAAGGGGCCGCAAGGAUUGCUGGGAGUUGUAGGCCGAGCGGGGCCCGUAGCCACAAGUGCUUUGGAAUGGAGCUGUUGCAUGGGGUUCUGGGAGCCGUAGCCAAGACAGCCCCACAGCCUUGUGGGAGUCGUAGUCUCCGGAGCCACUUCCGUGCGGGGCUUCCGCAUGUCUAGCAGCUUGGCCAUCCCAGCACCACAUUCUGCAUAAAUCCAGGAGAAGCGGACCCUUCGCACCCGCCUGGACCCCGCGAUGCCGGCCCCGCAGUGCGCCUCCUGCCACAAGGCCCGCGCCGCCCUCCGCCGCCCGCGCUCCGGACAAGCGCUGUGCGGCGCCUGCUUCUGCGCCGCCUUCGAGGCCGAGGUGCUGCACACGGUGGUGGCGGGCCGCCUGCUGCCGCCCGGCGCCGUGGUGGCCGUGGGUGCCUCGGGCGGCAAGGACUCCACGGUGCUGGCGCACGUGCUGCGCGAGCUGGCGCCGCGCCUGGGCAUCUCGCUGCAGCUGGUGGCGGUGGAUGAGGGCAUCGGCGGCUACCGGGACGCGGCGCUGGCGGCCGUGCGGCGCCAGGCGGCGCGCUGGGAGCUGCCGCUCACCGUCGUGGCCUACGCCGACCUCUUCGGGGGCUGGACGAUGGACGCCGUGGCCCGCAGCACGGCCGGCUCGGGCCGCAGCCGCUCCUGCUGCACCUUCUGCGGGGUGCUGCGGCGGCGGGCGCUGGAGGAGGGGGCGCGCCUCGUGGGAGCCACGCACGUCGUGACGGGCCACAACGCGGACGACAUGGCGGAGACGGUGCUCAUGAACUUCCUGCGGGGCGACGCGGGCCGGCUGGCCCGGGGCGGGGGCCUGGGCUCCCCGGGCGAGGGGGGCGCCCUGCCGCGCUGCCGCCCGCUGCAGCUGGCCUCGCAGAAGGAGGUGGUGCUGUACGCGCACUUCCGCCGCCUGGACUACUUCUCCGAGGAGUGCGUGUACGCGCCCGAGGCCUUCCGCGGCCACGCGCGCCACCUGCUCAAGCUGCUGGAGGCGGCGCGGCCGUCGGCGGUGCUGGACCUGGUGCACUCGGCCGAGCGCCUGGCGCUGGCCCCGGCCGCCCGGCCCCCGCCCGCCGGCGCCUGCUCCCGCUGCGGGGCGCUGGCCAGCCGCGCGCUCUGCCAGGCCUGCGCCCUCCUGGACGGCCUGGACCGCGGCCGGCCCCGCCUGGCCAUCGGCAAGGGCCGCCGGGGGCGGGACGAGGUGGGGCCGGCGGGGACUCCGCGGGAGCGGGAGCGGGUCCAACCCCCAGCCCCCCGGGAAGCCGUUCCCUCUGUUCCCACCUUCUAGGGACCCCAGUUCCCCGUUGGGGCGCCUGUACAUGACACUGUGAAUAAA